This is a messenger RNA of Culex quinquefasciatus (southern house mosquito), 818 nucleotides long. RefSeq lists its product as uncharacterized. The transcript has 2 exons. The coding region runs from base 23 to 793 and encodes 256 amino acids. NCBI's taxonomy places the organism in Eukaryota, Metazoa, Arthropoda, Insecta, Diptera, Culicidae. The record is from RefSeq and is a predicted model, not a curated record.
ACCUGGGACCAAGGCCUACUAAAUGCCGCACCACGCGGUAUUGCGACCGUCGAGCACCUCGACCAAACUGCGUGUGGUAUUUGACGCGUCCGCCAAGUCUUCGUCUGGAACAUCGUUGAACGAUCUGCUGAUGGUUGGUCCCCCGGUUCAAGACAGUCUGUUCGCCAUCCUACUGCGCUUCCGCCUCUGUCCGUAUGUUCUCAGUUCCGAUCUCUCCAAGAUGUAUCGGCAAAUUCGCAUCGACCCAGACCACUCGAGCUUCCAACGAAUCUUCUGGCGAGAGAAGCCCACUGACCCACUCAAGGUGUAUGGUCUGAGCACGGUCACGUACGGAACGGCGUCGGCACCCUUCCUGGCUACUCGCACUCUGGUCCAGCUGGCAGAAGACGAACAGAAGGAGUUUCCCAUCGGCGCUAAAUUACUGAAAGAGAGUUUCUACGUGGACGAUUGUCUGUGUGGAUUCGAGACGUUCCCCGUUCUUACCAAAAUCAGCAGCUUUCGAAAACUCCAGAGGGUGUUUGGCUUCGUGCUCCGGUUCGUAGACAACUGCCGCCGCAAGGACAACAGAGUCGUGUCGGACCAUCUGACGAUUGGAGAGCUUCGGCGGUCCCUCAAGGCGUUGGUCCGCUUGGCGCAGCAUACCAGCUCAAUUGGAAGCGACUUCAAGCGGAUGGAGCGAGGUGACCCUUGCAAGCAGGUUCAGUCGCUCAAUCCAUUCAUCGAGGACGGCGUGAUUCGAGUUGGUGGGAGAAUACAAAAAUCAAACCUAUUGACGAGACCAAGCAUCCGAUGAUCCUACCUCACAAGCAUCCCAUCGU